GAGUCCCCACCUUCCCUGCCAAAAGUUCUAAUGCUGCUUCUUCUUCCCGCUUCCCUUAAACCCUAACUAAACCCUCUCGCCCACUUCACUCUGUCCACUCAUUCAGCAGCAAAUGUUCUCCUUUCUCCUCCGUGAACGUUCCAGAAGGCUCUACGACCUCCUAGAAUGCUCCGGAACCGUCAUCUUUGCCCGUUCCAUGGGCGGCGGCCCGCGGACCUUUCCUGGUGGCCUCAACAAGUGGCAGUGGAAGCGCAUGCACGAGAAGAGGGCCAAAGAGAAGGAGAAGAGGCUCCUCGCGCAGGAGAAGCAGCUCUAUGAGGCGCGCAUCCGGUCCGAGAUCCGCGCGAGGCUCGCCGGAGGACCUGAUCAAGUGGUCGACGACCCAUCCUCCACCCACGGCCCGAUGACCCCGAAGGACCACAUCAAAGCCUUAGCCGAUCGAUUCAUGAAGGAAGGGGCGGAGGAUUUGUGGAACGAAGAAGAUGGCCCGCUCAGACCUCCUCCUCCACCAUCCACCUCGAGGUCCAAUCGUCGGCCAGGAUCGAUUCAGUCGCCUAUCGAUCUGAGGAGAUUGGUUUCUGAUGCUGAGAGUAAAUUCUCAAGCCAUUCGAGUGGUAUGAAUUCUGUAGGAGGUAGUAGUAAUUGCAAUCACGUGAAGAGCAGGAAUUACUCAGUGCAGACUAGGGUGAGAUUUCGCAGAAAUGAGAGCUCAGAGAGCGAAUUGGAUUCUAGUUUGAGUAAUGAUUCGCAUGUUCGCAAGGGAAAUUUCAAGUCUUUCAGUAAUUCGAGGAACGUGAAUGAUAAGAUGAAUGGGAACUUUUUGAGGCCGAGAAAGAAGAUGUACUUUAGGAAUGAUGACAGUUCUUCCAGUGAUGAUGAUUCGGAUUUCGACGCCGAGGAUGAUGUGGCUGGGCCGAGUGCAGGUGAUUCGAGGUGGCCGAGGCUGAGUUUGGGCGGGGCAGAAUCGGAGGAGGAUGAGAAGGGAACAAGGGGAGGGAUUGGUAUGAGGAAAUUAGGGAGCAGUGCUUCACUGGGGAAGUAUGAUAUGAAGAUCAAGAAAAGAGUGCCACUGCAGCACCUCGAGAAAGAGACUGAUUUUCUGCAGGAGGUGGAGAUGCUUAGGCACGAGCUGAAUAGGAAGAAAAUGGCUGAAAAUCAAGGGGGAAACAUCGAGGAGGAUUCCCUUCUUACUCAGAAAAGAUUUGACGAGUGCAAUAUCUCUCCGCUGACAAAUAAGGCACUCGCUUUAGCUGGUUAUAGACAAAUGACCAGAGUGCAGGAGGCUGCACUCCCGGUUUGCCUUGAAGGCAAGGAUGCUUUGUUCAAAGCUAAAACCGGGACAGGCAAAAGUAUAGCCUUUUUGCUUCCUGCUAUUGAAACAGUUUUAAAGGCAAGUGCCAACAGCAAUCAACGGGUGCCCCCAAUAGAUGUGCUCAUUCUUUGCCCUACAAGAGAGCUUGCUAGCCAAUUAGCUGCAGAAGCCAAAGCUUUGCUGAAGUAUCAUGAAGGUAUAGGCGUGCAAACUUUAGUUGGGGGUACACGCUUCAAAGUCGAUCAAAAGCGCUUAGAAUCUGAUCCAUGCCAGAUAAUUGUUGCAACUCCUGGUCGGUUGUUGGAUCAUAUUGAGAGUAAAUCGGGUUUGUCUGUUCGUUUAAUGGGUCUCAAGAUUCUUAUACUUGAUGAAGCUGAUCAUUUAUUGGACCUUGGGUUCCGUAAAGACAUCGAGAAGAUUGUUGAUUCUCUGCCUCGUAAGAGGCAAUCCUUGCUAUUUUCUGCAACCAUCCCAAAGGAGGUACGAAGAAUAUCUCAGCUUGUUUUAAAAAGAGAACAUGACUUCAUUGAUACAGUGGGUAUAGGUUCUAUAGAGACUCCUCUUAAGGUCAAGCAGUCAUGCCUAGUAGUUCCUCAUGAACAGCAUUUUCAAGUAAUAUUCCGCCUUCUUAAGGAGCACGUUCUACAAACACCUGAUUACAAGGUUAUGGUCUUCUGCACAACUGGGAUGGUGACAUCCCUCUUAUAUAUGCUUUUCCGAGAAAUGAAAAUGAAUGUCAGGGAGAUUCAUUCGAGAAAGCCUCAAAUCUUCCGGACCCGUAUAUCUGAUGAAUUUAGGGAAUCAAAGAGACUGAUUCUCGUCACUUCUGAUGUUUCUUCACGUGGAAUGAAUUACCCUGAUGUUACAUUGGUCAUUCAGGUAGGCAUUCCUUAUGAUCGCGAGCAAUACAUACAUCGUCUUGGAAGAACUGGUCGGGAAGGGAAAGAGGGCGAAGGCAUUCUGUUGCUUGCUCCAUGGGAAGAGUAUUUCCUUAAUGAAAUAAAAGACUUACCAAUGGAGAAACUUCCAUUACCUUCUUUGGAUCCAGAGUCCAAACUCAAGGUGGAAGAUUCAUUGUCGAAAGUAGACACUAGUGUCAAGGAAGCGGCAUAUCAUGCUUGGCUUGGGUAUUAUAAUUCGAUCAGCGAAAUUGGCCGAGACAAGACGACGCUAGUGGAGCUAGCCAAACGAUUCAGCGACUCUAUUGGAUUACAGAAUCCCCCUGCGCUCUUCAGGAAGACUGCCCUGAAAAUGGGUCUCAAGGAUAUCCCUGGAAUCAGAAUCCGCAAGUAGACCUUAAAAUUGGGUUUGGGUUUGCUUUGAAUUCGUUUCCAUCGGUAGAUAUUCAGUUUGCAACAGCUUGACGAUGUUAUCCGAUUGAGUGAUCAGACAAGUCAGCAUCAGAGUACCGAGAGUCCUCUUCAGCCUGAUGGGUCAUCGCACUGUUGCCAAGUGAUGAAGAUAUCCGCUCGGCUUUGGAAGAACUAAUAAGAACCAUUUUUCAGGAGGCUGCCACAUGUAAAAAACGUAACUAUUUUCCAACUUUUAGAGAAAUUGGGAGGACUUAUCUUUUGACCUUCUAAAGACUGGUUAUUUGGUGGAUGUAAAAGCUCAUUCCGAUAUAUGGAACUGAAACCAGUUAAUCAUGUGAAAUAAGUUGUCACCGAGUAGUUAAGCCUGCGAACCUCAUUUCGAUGGGUAGAUUGAAAUUUUCUG
Messenger RNA from Punica granatum (pomegranate), 3028 nucleotides. NCBI's taxonomy places the organism in Eukaryota, Viridiplantae, Streptophyta, Magnoliopsida, Myrtales, Lythraceae. The record is from RefSeq and is a predicted model, not a curated record.